CCACUGCACAAUGAGUACUUUCACUUCUGAUACUUAACAUUUUGCUUAUAGUACAAACUAGAAAUAACGGCAGAAUACUUUGUGUUAACAUGCUAACACGCUCAGCUGAAAAACAUUAUUUGACAUCAUUUUGAAAUAUUAAUUUGACAUUGACUUCAACUAUAUGGGAUAAACAGAUUUGUAAAGAUGGUUGGAGUAAGUGGGAGGGGAGAGAGAGAAAGAGAUCAAGAGAUGGAUAAAAGAGGAUAAGCACCCAGAUCAUCUCAGUCAGCUGCAUUAGAGGAUGAGAGUCACUUCCUACCUCUUUACUGUGUUUGUGGGUCAUCUGUAUGAAUGUUGACAUGAUUUCUUUCAGAAUCAGUCUGAAAACAUUUCCCAUCCGUGCAUGCAUGUUUACUCAUUUGUACAUCUUGUGUGUGUGAGAUCAAGGUUGUGUGCAAGAUGCCAGCUGUGUAUUUGGUGUUGAGAGUUGCCAGGAUGUCUCUCCGAGCAGGGUGAUUGAUUUUAGGUUCAAGUCCGUACGCAUUCAGCAGCACAAUGUUGACCCACCUCAGAGCCCGCAGCAGGAGUUUGUUCCCCAGCUACAAGCCCGGCAGCCGGACUGAAGCCCUCAAAGAUCCGGUUGACUAUCUGGACUUCACCAACACCUUUGUUAAGCCAUGGAACUCCAUGCAGGAUCUGGGCAGAGACAUCUACGAUCUUUAUGCCGAGUAUGAAAAUGAGGGGGAGGAAGAUCGACUGCCGGUGUCUCCCUCCCACCUGCUGCUCUCUCCAACCAAACACUUCUCUCUCAACAUCAACGUCGGAGGAUCGGUGUACUACUUGCCCUACAGGUUAGCUGCCAGGUAUCCGAAGACACGGAUUGGCCAGUUGGCCACGUACACAGACCACAGCAGGAAGUUGGACCUGUGUGACGACUACCUCGUCCAUAGCAACGAGUACUUCUUCGACCGGGACCCUAAAAUCUUCCACAACAUCUUCAACUUCUACAGAACUGGAGUGUUGUGCAUUAAAGACGAUCUGUGUCCCCGCAACUUCCUGGAGGAGAUAAACUACUGGGGCGUCAGGAUCAAGAACAGCCAACGCUGCUGCCGCAUCUCCUUCGAAGAGAGGCAGGACGAGCUGAACGAUGAGCUGAAGAUACAGAGAGAGCUGAUAGCAGAGCUGGAGAUGGAGGAGAACGAGGAGUUAUUCGACGGCUUGACCUUCGGGUCGACCCGGAGGAGCAUCUGGAACCUGAUGGAAAAGCCGUUCACCUCGGUCACCGCCAAGCUGAUGGGCGUCGCCUCCUCCAUGUUCGUGCUGGUCUCGCUGGUCGCCAUGACGCUCAACACCGUGGAGGAGAUGCAGUACAAGACGGCGUCGGGCCAGCUCAGCGGCAGAUUCUAUGGCGAGUACGCGGAGUCGUUCUGCAUCACCUUCUUCACCCUGGAGUACCUCCUGCGCCUGCUGUCCACCCCCGACCUCAAGUGUUUUGGACGCAGCGUGCUGAACAUCGUCGACCUGGUCGCCAUCCUGCCGCACUACCUGCAGAUGGUCCUGGAGCGCUUCGAGGAUGAGGACAUUCACCCACACGCGGGAGACAUCGAGAACGUGGGGCGUGUCGGGAAGGUGGGUCAGGUUCUGAGGAUCAUGCGCCUGAUGCGAAUCUUCAGGAUCUUGAAGCUGGCUCGUCACUCGACAGGCCUCAGAGCCUUUGGCUUCACGCUGAGACAGUGCUACCAGCAGGUGGGCUGUUUGCUGCUCUUCAUCAUCAUGGGCAUCCUCAUAUUUUCAGCCAUGGUGUACACUGUAGAGCACGACGUUUACAACACCAACUUCACCUCCAUUCCACACGCGUGGUGGUGGGCCGCUGUGAGUAUUUCCACGGUGGGCUACGGCGACAUGCUCCCCGAGACCAACCUGGGCCGCAUCUUCGCCUUCGCCUGCAUCUCCUUCGGCGUCAUCCUCAACGGCAUGCCCAUCUCCAUCCUCUACAACAAGUUCUCCGACUAUUACACCAAGCUCAAGUCCCACGAGUACGCCGCCGUCACCAAGGCCCGCGGGAAGGUGCAGUUCGCCAAGAGGGCGGCGAAGAGGUUGGCCGAGUACUGCGAGGACGUCGUGCAGCCGAGGACGUCACACCUGCAGUGUGAGCCAGGUGUUAGAUAUCCACAGUAAGAUUUGUCUGGAAGGUAGGACGGACAGUCAGGGAUGGGAAUUGAACCUGUGACAUUCUGGACAGGAUAUUUUACCAUUAAGUGGCAGAGCUGGACUGCAGGAGUCGUGGCGGGUAUAACCAAUAACCUGCUGGGAAAUCUCCAACUGUCUGGACCUCAGUUUAAAAUGUCAGGACGGUAUUAAUUACGCAUCUUUUCAUCCAUCCGUCCUACAUAGCUUUAUAUUCUUGUUAAUUCUAUCCCAGCAUGCAUUGGGAGAGAGGAAGAGACACACCGUCUGAGUCAGUGGGGUUUGGACUAGAUUGAAAGACCACAUUUUGGUACAUUCUUUCUUUUCUUAUUUUAUUUUGUAUCGCCAAAACGCUAUAAACUCAUUCUUAUAUUCUUUUUAAUCUACAUACUGUACAUCUACGCUAAAGCCGUCCGUACCACCAUCAUCACCGACCUCUCCUCUUCCUCCAUCCACACUCUGUCCAUUAGUCCCUAAAGCUCACAAGUAAUCCAGGAUUCAGGAGCGAACGGCAACAGGAUGGAAAUAAAUCAUAAGUUGACGACCCGACAUCUGGACGAUGGAUAUUUGACCUGUUUAUCUUCCUCGUGCGUCUCUCUCUCUUUCUAAUAAUAAACCUAUGUCUCUUUA
Sebastes umbrosus (honeycomb rockfish) is the source of this 2799-nucleotide messenger RNA. RefSeq names its product potassium channel, subfamily V, member 2a (gene kcnv2a). Gene Ontology annotation, biological process: potassium ion transmembrane transport; protein homooligomerization. Gene Ontology annotation, cellular component: voltage-gated potassium channel complex; membrane. Lineage: Eukaryota; Metazoa; Chordata; Actinopteri; Perciformes; Sebastidae. The record is from RefSeq and is a predicted model, not a curated record. The transcript has 9 exons. Gene Ontology annotation, molecular function: voltage-gated potassium channel activity. The coding region runs from base 538 to 2160 and encodes 540 amino acids.